AUGGAUGUUAACCAAGUGCUUGAAGGCACUCUUUCUCCUGAUGCCACCAUCCGCCACAAUGCUGAACAGCAACUAGCUCACGCAGCGAGCGUGGACUUUUCAGGAUACGUCACAACGCUUGCCCAGGAGCUUGCCAACGAGCAAGCUCAGCCCCACAUUCGGACUGCUGCUGGUAUUGCCUUGAAGAACUCCUUCUCUGCCAGGGAAUAUGCUCGACUACGGGAGGUGCAGGAGCGAUGGCUGCAACAGGUCGACAUUAAUGUCAAAAAAUCAGUAAAGGAUCUGGCCUUGAAGACACUCGGCUCAAACGAUGCGAGAGCUGGACAGUCUGCGGCCCAGUUUGUCUCCGCCAUCGCGGCUAUUGAGAUCCCUAGAGCUCAAUGGCCUGAGCUCAUGGCUGUGCUAGUGCAAAACGUUGGUGAAGGCUCUGCCCAUCUCAAGCAAGCCUCCCUUGUCGCCAUUGGAUUCAUCUGUGAGACAGAGGAUGGUGAUGUGCGGGAAGCACUGACGGGCCACUCGAACGCCAUCUUGACUGCUGUUGUGCAAGGUGCCCGGAAAGAAGAGUCGAAUAAUGACGUUCGUCAUGCCGCCAUGACAGCACUGUGUGACAGUCUCGACUUUGUCCGCAACAACUUCGAGAACGAGGGCGAGCGUAACUAUAUUAUGCAGGUUGUUUGUGAAGCUACGCAGGCUGGGGAUAGCCGAGUGGAGCAAGAUGCCUUUGGCUGCUUGAACAAGAUCAUGGGCCUCUACUAUGACAAGAUGAGAUUUUACAUGGAAAAGGCUUUGUUUGGCUUGACAAUUAUGGGAAUGAGAAAUGAAGAGGAAGAUGUCGCCAAGCUUGCGGUUGAAUUCUGGAGUACCGUCUGCGAGGAGGAAAUUGCGAUUGAGGAUGAUAAUGCUCAGGCCCUCGCCGAAGGCUCGACCGAGAUGAGACCGUACUUCAACUUUGCUCGGAUCGCCACCCAGGAAGUCGUGCCCGUGCUUCUUGAGCUUCUCACCAAGCAGGAUGAGGAUGCGGGAGAUGACGAGUACAAUAUCUCCCGCGCUGCUUAUCAGAGUCUUCAGCUCUACGCUCAGGCCGUCGGUGCUCAACUUAUUGCCUCUGUCCUGGGUUUUGUUGAGAACAAUCUGCGUCACGAAGACUGGCACCAUCGGGAUGCUGCAGUGUCUGCCUUUGGCGCCAUUAUGGAGGGUCCUGAUGAGAAAAUGCUCGAUCCCUUGGUCAAGCAGGCCAUGCCUGUGUUGAUCGGCAUGAUGGAUGAUAGCUCUAUUCACGUCAAGGACUCUGCAGCCUAUGCACUUGGACGCAUUUGCGAGAGUGUCCCAGACGCGAUCGACCCUGCCGUGCACUUGCCUCCAUUGAUUUCUGCACUCUUCACCGGUCUCUCCAGCAACCCCAAGAUGGCUGGUUCAUGCUGUUGGGCGCUCAUGAACCUUGCCGAGCGCUUUGCUGGUGAGCCUGGCUGCAACGAGAACCCUCUCUCGAAGCAUUUCCAGGACAGUGUCACUCAUAUCCUCCAGGUUACGGAGCGGGCCGACGCCGAUAACCAGCUGCGCACUGCUGCUUAUGAAGUAUUGAACACUUUCGUUCUCAACUCUGCAAAUGACAAUCUUCCAGUCGUUGCGACCCUUUCGGGCGUCGUUCUCCAGAGAUUAGAGAAGACUAUCCCUCUCCAGCAGCAGAUUGUUAGCGUUGAGGAUCGCAUCACAUUGGAGGAAAUGCAGACAAGCCUUAUCAGCGUGCUCCUGGCGAUCAUCCAGAGACUCGAGGGAGAGAUCAAGCCUCAGGCUGACCACAUCAUGCAUGUCCUCUUGCAAGUUCUCAGUACUGCCAACGCCAAAUCUAGCGUACCAGAUACAGCCUUUGCCGCUGUCGGUGCGCUGGCUAGUGCUCUCGAAGAGGAUUUCUUCAAGUACAUGGAUUCUUUUGCGCCAUUCCUUUAUAAUGCCCUUGGUAAUCAGGACGAACCUGGUCUGUGCGCGAUGGCCAUUGGUCUUGUCAGCGACAUUACUCGAUCCCUUGGAGAGAAGGCUCAACCGUAUUGCGACACGUUUAUGAAUUACCUUCUCAACAACCUUAGGAGCACAACACUCAGCAACCAGUUCAAGCCUGCUAUUCUGCAGUGCUUUGGCGACAUUGCCCAAGCCAUUGGGGGUCACUUCCAAACCUACCUCUCUGUCGUUGCUCAAGUGCUGCAGCAAGCCGCCACUGUUGUGGCAGGCAACGACGGCUCGUACGAGAUGCUCGACUAUGUCGUGUCACUUCGCGAGGGUAUCAUGGAUGCUUGGGGCGGCAUCAUCCUGGCGCUGAAGUCGGGCAAUAUUGUGUCGCUUUUGCAACCCUACAUUGACAUCAUUUUCCAGCUCCUUAGCAUUGUGUGGCAGGACCCUAACCGGAGCGAGUCACUUUUCCGGGCCUCUAUGGGAGUCAUUGGUGAUCUUGCCGACGCUUUCCCCAACGGCGAAUACGCACACUACUUCCGAUCCGAUUGGGUCACGUCAAUGAUUAAGGAGACAAGGUCAAACCGAGAAUUUUCGUCCCGGACAACUGACACUGCUCGUUGGGCUCGUGAGCAAGUCAAGCGUCAAACGAUUCCAGGAGUCAACCAGCAGGCUUGA
Molecule: messenger RNA, 2622 nt
Organism: Xylona heveae TC161
Lineage: Eukaryota; Fungi; Ascomycota; Xylonomycetes; Xylonales; Xylonaceae
Product: importin beta-1 subunit
Exons: 9
Coding region: 1-2622 (873 amino acids)
Biological process (GO): protein import into nucleus
Cellular component (GO): cytoplasm; nucleus
Molecular function (GO): nuclear import signal receptor activity; small GTPase binding
Source: RefSeq, a predicted model, not a curated record